Messenger RNA from Nilaparvata lugens (brown planthopper), 1115 nucleotides. RefSeq names its product calpain-B-like. NCBI's taxonomy places the organism in Eukaryota, Metazoa, Arthropoda, Insecta, Hemiptera, Delphacidae. Bases 1 to 600 code for a protein of 199 amino acids. The transcript is spliced from 4 exons. Gene Ontology annotation, cellular component: cytoplasm. The record is from RefSeq and is a predicted model, not a curated record. Gene Ontology annotation, biological process: proteolysis. Gene Ontology annotation, molecular function: calcium-dependent cysteine-type endopeptidase activity.
AUGAAUGUUUUUUUUUUGAAAUCCACAGAAACGUUUUGCCACAAUCCUCAAUACAUCAUCACUCUGAAUGAUCCUGAUGAGGAGGACGAGGAAGACAAGUGUACUGUCCUUGUUGCUCUCAUGCAGAAGAACAGGCGCAAAAUGGGUGCUAAGUUUCUAUUCAUUGGGUUCGCCGUGUACCUUUUGGAAGAUGCAGAUGACCUGCCGAGACCGCUGGACCGGGAAUUCUUCGAGUCCAACGAGUGUGUGGCGAAAACGCGGUCAUUCACCAACCUGCGUGAGGUGACGGCUCGCUUUAAGCUGCCACCCGGUGUCUACUGCAUCGUGCCCUCCACAUUCAAACCGAACUACGAGGGUGAGUUCCUACUACGCGUCUUCUCCGAGACCAAGAAUCACAUGCAGGAAAACCACGAAAAAGUUGGAAUGGGCCAAAUCGACAAUAGAGUCAAGGUGGAUGAUGACGAAGAAAAAGAAGAAGAAGAAGAAGAAGAAGAAGAAGAAGAAGAAGAAGAAGAAGAAGAAGAAGAAGAAGAAGAAGAAGAAGAAGAGGAAGAAGAAGAAGAAGAAGAAGAAGAAGAAAUAAGAAGAAGAUCUAUCUGAUCUCUAUCUAAUCUUGAUCAAAUAAUAAUCUUACAUCUGGUUAUCUGGCUAUUAAUAUGGUUAUUUUUGUCCAACGGAUCUCGAAAACAGCUCUAAGAUUCACGAAAUUUGGAACAUAGUAGGUUUAUGAUAUAGAAACUCGAUGGCACUAGGUCUCAUCCCUGGGAAAACUCGCUGAAGGACAUGAAAAUGAUAGCAAUUAUUCAUCCUUGGAGAAACAGAUGAUAUUUUCGUCGUCUGUCAAUAACAGAAGAUGCGAGUGCCUGUUUAUGGGAGAUCAGCUGUAUGAUCAAUCAGCUUACCGUAUCUCACGAGAAAUAUGAUCUAGAAUUUUUAAUAGACUUGAUAAAAUUAAUCUGAUUGUUGACAUGACAUGGUAUAUUAUUCUAAAUUAUAGUAUAUCAUAAUUUUCAAAGUUAAUCAUUAUUUUACAGUUUUAAGUGUUUAGAGAGUGUUAUUUUGUUAUUCAAUUUGGUUUGCAAACAAUAUAAAUAUAUAACUUUUCUGUUUUCAAA